CCCAAAUAUACUUCUCGAGCAGAACCCCUAACGAUUUGAUUCUGUAGAUCUACUUCCUUGUCGAUUGACGGCACGAGCGUUUCAGAUUUGUACGAGAGGAUGUCUUUAAAUAGGUACGAGGAGGCACCUCCUGAGUUACGGACAGCUAAAACGAUGGUGUGGUGGGACAUCAAAAGCUGCCCGGUUCCGGAAGGUUAUGAUCAUCUUCUUGUCCGUAGGAGUAUAGAAUCUGUCUUGAGCGAUAAACAAUACUGUGGUCCUCUCACCAUCAUUGCCUUGGGGAACCUAGAAGACAUCCCUCUCGAAGACCUGCAAGCCUACUCCUCCUCUGGCAUCGUUAUGAAACACGACCUGUUCGUUGAAUCUUCUUGUACUGAAAAUCAAGAAGGUACAACUAUCUCGAGCAUUAUAGAGGAAGUGCGACGUUGGACAUUCUUUAAUCCAGCCCCUGCUUCAAUAGUGUUCAUAUCCAAUCCCAGAUGUCUUCUGCGCUUCUCUUACCAGAUGAACUGUCUUUCAACGAGUGAGUAUAACAUUCUUUUCGCAUUUGAAACCGCUCCUCGCGAUGGCUAUACUCCUCAUAGUCCUACAAAAUUUCUCUGGAAAGACUUACUUAAAGAUGCAGUGAGGAAAUCUGUGUGGGAUCAAGUUUUGAUCCCACAUUCUACAGGGCAAAGAAUUGAGGAGAAGUUCUCAGAGACGGAUGCAUUGAAGAUGAUGUAUCACAGACCAAACUUUACUUGUCAACAGAUGUUUGGGACAUCCCCUAAGGAUCUAUUUGAGAACGACUUGAGCUUAGCGUACAGAACAAGGGAAGAGGAAGACAGCGAAGAGGAAGACAACGAAUGA
This is a messenger RNA of Raphanus sativus (radish), 849 nucleotides long. RefSeq lists its product as uncharacterized. The transcript has 6 exons. The coding region runs from base 100 to 849 and encodes 249 amino acids. Lineage: Eukaryota; Viridiplantae; Streptophyta; Magnoliopsida; Brassicales; Brassicaceae. Gene Ontology annotation, molecular function: RNA nuclease activity. Gene Ontology annotation, biological process: regulation of gene expression. Gene Ontology annotation, cellular component: peroxisome. The record is from RefSeq and is a predicted model, not a curated record.